Molecule: messenger RNA, 2567 nt
Organism: Mus pahari (shrew mouse)
Lineage: Eukaryota; Metazoa; Chordata; Mammalia; Rodentia; Muridae
Gene: Stk32a
Product: serine/threonine kinase 32A
Exons: 13
Coding region: 356-1549 (397 amino acids)
Biological process (GO): G protein-coupled receptor signaling pathway; regulation of signal transduction; protein phosphorylation
Molecular function (GO): G protein-coupled receptor binding; G protein-coupled receptor kinase activity; ATP binding
Source: RefSeq, a predicted model, not a curated record
GGAGGGCGCCGUCUGGGGACGCCCCUGGCAGGCUGCUUGGCGCUCUCUUCCUCACCCGGGUCCCGCCCCUCGCUGGGGAGCUGCGCGGCUGCGCUGGGUCCCCUUUGCAGCCGCAGGUGCCUGAGCCCAGCGCGCAGUCCUGCCGGGGCCAUUCCCUCAGCCGCGUCCUGAUCGGCAGGUGUCUUCUGUUUCCAUCGUUGUUCCUGGCCUGCUGAGUGCUAUCAGUCCCUGCUCCUCGAAUGGAAGCAUCAUCGUGAGAUAUCCAGCCAAUUUCUUGGGGGUCUACAUUGGACAAAGAUGAGUGCUUCUUCCAGAAUACUGUAACUAGAUUGUCCAGGUCAGUUCAGACUUGACCAUGGGAGCCAACACUUCAAGCAAAGCACCAGUGUUUGAUGAAAAUGAAGACGUCAACUUUGACCACUUUGAAAUUUUGCGAGCCAUUGGGAGGGGAAGUUUUGGGAAGGUCUGCAUUGUGCGGAAGAAUGACACCAAGAAGAUGUAUGCCAUGAAGUACAUGAACAAACAGAAGUGUGUGGAACGGAAUGAAGUGAGGAAUGUCUUCAAGGAACUCCAGAUUAUGCAGGGCCUGGAGCACCCUUUCCUGGUGAAUCUGUGGUAUUCCUUCCAAGAUGAGGAGGAUAUGUUCAUGGUGGUGGACCUGCUACUCGGUGGCGACCUGCGUUAUCACCUGCAGCAGAAUGUCCACUUCCAAGAGGACACAGUGAAACUCUUCAUCUGUGAGCUGGCCAUGGCCCUGGACUACCUACAGAGCCAGCGCAUCAUUCACAGGGAUAUGAAACCUGACAAUAUUUUACUUGAUGAACAUGGGCAUGUGCACAUCACAGACUUCAACAUUGCUGCCAUGCUGCCCAAGGAGACCCGGAUCACCACUGUAGCUGGCACCAAGCCUUACAUGGCACCGGAGAUGUUCACCUCUAGGAAGGAAACUGGCUACUCCUUUGCUGUUGACUGGUGGUCGCUCGGGGUGACGGCUUACGAACUGCUGAGAGGCCGGAGACCAUAUCACAUCCGCUCCAGUACUUCCAGCAAGGAAAUUGUGAACAUGUUUGAGACAGCAAUCGUAACUUACCCUUCUGCCUGGUCACAGGAGAUGGUAUCCCUUCUUAAAAAGCUGCUUGAACGUAAUCCAGACCAACGCUUUUCUCACUUGACUGACAUUCAGAAUUUCCCUUACAUGAGUGACAUGAACUGGGACGCAGUCCUGCAGAAGAGGCUCAUUCCAGGCUUCAUUCCAACCAAGGGCAGGCUCAAUUGUGACCCCACUUUUGAACUGGAAGAAAUGAUUUUGGAGUCCAAACCUCUUCACAAGAAAAAGAAACGACUGGCUAAAAGGGAGAAGGAAAUGAAGAAAAGUGACUCCUCUCAGAUGUGCCUUCUUCAAGAGCAUCUUGAUGCUGUUCAGAAAGAAUUUAUAAUUUUCAACAGAGAAAAAGUGAAAAGAGACUUUAAUCAGAGGCAAACAAAUCUAGCCUCGGAACAAACCAAAAACAACGCAGAGGAGGAGGAUGGCCAGAAUAAUAACCUAUAAAGUGCUCGCGAGUCUUCGGGGGACAGUGCUUGGCACCUGGCCGGAAGCUCCUGAUGAGCACACACAGAAGAGCUGACAACAGUCCCUGCCACUCCCACACCUCAUGACUUAGAGAACUUGUACGAAUAGUCUUCGAAGUUGGUGGCAGCACUCUGCAGCGACAGGAGAGGGAGAGCGCCCUGGCUCUGAGCUCUUCAGUUCCGGCUUCAGCAAGCAUCAACUCUGUGACCUUAAGAGAAUCAUUUAACUGCUUCCUCUGUUUUAGUUCACCGCUCGAAAGGUAGAGGGAUUAUAGGGAUUAUUUCAGAAGAGCUAGCCUUUGCUCCAUUAAUGCUACGGUUGCUCUAAACAGCCUUUAUUCUUAUUUUUAAAUGAAUAUUUUGAAUGUAGAUUUAUUUUUUAUUCUUUCUGAUGACAACUGUGAAACACGGACACUGUACACAAUGGGCCUCUUCAGGGCUAGAGAAUAUCACACAGGGGCCAGAAUUCCAAAGCUUGAUUAGGUAGGAAUAAAGAUGUUCCAUUGAGAAUAAAUACAUAGGUCAGAUUAGAAGUAGCAAAGACUCAUGAGACCUUGCAGUGGGGAACUGGAUGGGCAUGGAAUCUGUUUGCAAGUGCCUACUAUGUGCGUGGCCUCCCUCUCACCCUUCCAUGAGGUGGCCUUGAUCAAUUAAACUUGAUUCUGAUGAGAGGUGUCAUAUGCAGAAGUUUAGCAAAUGCUGCGAGUUGGGGCACUUUCUUUUUUUCCCAACAUGGCAGUUGUAAAAUAUCAGACUCUGGUAUGUUUGUCCCUUGGGGCUAAUGUUCCUCAAGAUUAGCAGAGACCUGCUUCUCCAGAGGAUCAGAGAGUACUCCUGGACUACAGCAGAGUUACUUGGAACUAUUCAGUAAAGUCACACCUUACAGGAGAGAUUUGCAGGAGUUUGGGGAGCUGGCAAACUUUCCCUUGAAACUCUACAAAGUGAAGGUGGAAAAAAAGUCAGUUGCUUUUCUGUCAAGAAAUAUAUCACGUUCUUGU